Molecule: messenger RNA, 2391 nt
Organism: Guyanagaster necrorhizus
Lineage: Eukaryota; Fungi; Basidiomycota; Agaricomycetes; Agaricales; Physalacriaceae
Exons: 10
Coding region: 95-2293 (732 amino acids)
Biological process (GO): RNA 3'-end processing
Molecular function (GO): nucleotidyltransferase activity
Source: RefSeq, a predicted model, not a curated record
GCUGGACUCGUUUCAUCUAACUUUCGCAGGUCCCACUGUGAUACCCUUGCACAAAUGGCUGGCUGGAUAUCUCCCCAGGCAGUACAAAGACUUUAUGGCUCUUUUCUUGAUAUAUCUCUGGUCUCAGGGUAUCGAAUUUCCGACGACCGCUCUCGCACUGAUGACGGCACGCUACCGUCAGGCUAGGGACAAUAUGCCGCCUCUUUUUCAACAGAAAAUGAGUAUAUGCUGGGUCCCAGCCAACUUCUAUAAUUCUAUAGAUAAGGUGUGGGAAUCAAAGUGGGAAGGUGUUCGACUGCCGGAAAACUAUAAUCCUGGCCAAGAUGUCAGUUGGAAAGCAUUGCAUUUUCUGGAGAUGUUCCAAUACUGGCGCCAUUCCGACACUUCUACAAAUACCAUGGUUUCUCUUAGGGAAGGGGGUAUGAGUGCAUUCAUUCCCCGCCCUGGAUAUACGCUAUCGCCUAACAAUCAACGUCUGCUGUGGCAUGAUAAUCCUUUCGUCGUGCAAGAUCCCUUUAUUGUUACACGUAAUCAUGCACAUACAAUCAACAUGAGCGAAAUCAAGCGUUUUGCAUAUACUUGCAAAAGGGGCUUCAACGUAUUAUCGCAGGGUGGCUCUGUUGAAGACUUCUUUUUCCAGCGCCAGGCACUCGAUCCAUCUAAAGAAUCUGAUUAUGAUCGAAGAAUGCAGGAUCCUACGGACAACGAGGACUGGCUUUCUUUCUUGGACGAAGAGGCAACGGAAGAAACUGAGCGCAUGUUCGGUAACGAUGGAUCAUUUGAUUCUCGGCCUCAGGGCAUGGCAUCUCUUCGCUCUAGUUAUGCGCCAAGGUCAUCGCGUUCGCCUCGACGGUCCUACGGCACCCGAUCUUAUUCAACUCAGCCGACGCCGCCUGGCGGUGUUACCUCGACAAUACUUCGACAUCGGAAAGAUACAGUAAGACGUGUGCAGGACAUCAUUCGGCAAGAAUUCGGGAGUAUGUACUCUGUUGAACAGUUUGGCAGCACACGCUAUGGCAUUUCUUCUGCAAACAGCGACCUCGACCUGGUCCUAAUUGAUCCCAAACGGCCACAUGGUGUCUCCCCGAAACACUCAAAGCCACACGGCGGCGUAUAUAGCAUAAAAAAGGUCGGCGCUCUACUGAGGAAGAAAAAAUAUAGGAAUGUCGUCGUCAUUGAUAGCGCCAGUGUUCCAAUAGGUGUGCGAUUUCUAGCUGACCCGCCAACCACGUCUUAUUCUUUCUGCACAGUGAAAUUCAGAGACCCGGAUACGGGCAUGGACUGCGAUUUGAACAUAAACGACAGACUUGGGCUCCAUAAUUCUAACAUGGUGAACCGCUAUUGCGAUUUGUCGCUGCUCUUGCGACCGAUGGUGCGAAUAGUAAAAAAAUGGGCCAAACCUCUCAAGCUGAAUAGCCCUGCCAUACGCUCGGGAGGUCGUGUGACAUUCAGUAGCUACGCUCUUACUUUGAUCACCAUUGCUUUCCUCCAGACACAUCAUCUAUUACCCAAUCUUCAAGAUCGCGUGCUUCCUUUAAGUGAGGAAAAUCAAGAUGGUCUCUUUUGGUUCAAGGGGAAGCCGUGUAAUACGAAAUUCAACAUGGCUGAAGGCUGGGUACCUCCAGAAGAAAGAUCGGUGGAGGAGGCGAUGUUAGCUUGGUUUAGAUAUUGGGGUUUCGAACACGAUUAUACCAUGGAUACUCUCAUCUCUAUCCGGGCUGGUGGUAUUAUAGAUGGGCCUGACUUCGCUUGGGAUGACAAUGAGAAGUUCAAACGCAUGUCCGAAGCAGAGUGGCGGAAGGCUUGCUUGACCUCGAAAGCUGAUAUCAGAAAAUAUCGGCUUCUUGUUGCAGAUCCAUUCAUCACCACCAAAAACGUCACGGGCAACAUCCAGUCUGUCAGUUUUUCCGUUUUCCGAGCGGAGUGCCAGCUUGCUUUCAAGAAGCUGUUACUUCCAAAAGUGCCGAAAAAAGUGAAGAAGGAUAAGCCCCGGACCACUCCAGGAUCGGACGAUGAUGCGGAAUAUAUCAGUCGAGCUGCCGAUGCCGAAACUGAACCUAACAUACGUCCGCUCACUAACUCGAUAAUGCCUAAGCCCAAGGCGAAGGGGCCAAUACGGCCAGUUGAAUUUCUGAUGGAAGGGGGACGAGCGAAACGGAUCAUUCCUCCUCCAAAUGAUCCUUUUUUAAAAAGGUUUGCAUACCUAGAAACGAACUCAAAUAUCGUUGCGACGGAAGGUUGCAAGACAUCCGAGUUUGAGGAAUAUCAUUUCCGGGAAGAGGUAGAGACAUGAUGGCCUCUUUAUCUAUAUAUUGUAUCACUAGUACGCAUUGAUUAAUGUCGACUGCAGAAUUGCCAUAGGUCAAUAUAAGCGCUGGAGCGGUGUUAUUG